AUGGAUGCUGUGGAACUUGCCAGAAAGCUGCAAGAGGAAGCCACUUGCUCCAUCUGCCUGGACUACUUCAGGGACCCUGUGAUGACCUCCUGCGGCCACAACUUCUGCCGUGACUGCAUCUGCCUGAGCUGGGAGAAGGCAAAAGGCAAGAAGGGCCGGAGGAAGCAGAAGGGCUCCUUCCCCUGCCCCGAGUGCAGGGAGAUGUCCCCGCAGCGGAACCUGCGGUCCAACCGCCUGCUCACCAAGGUGGCCGAGAUGGCACGCCAGCACCUGGGCCUCCAGAAGCAGGACCUGUGCCAGGUGCACCAGGAGCCCCUCAAGCUCUUCUGCCAGGAGGACCAGAGCCCCAUCUGCGUGGUCUGCAGGGAGUCGCAGAAGCACCGGCCGCAUAUGGUGGUGCCCGUUGGGGAGGCCGUGCAGGAGUACAAGCUGAAGCUGGCAGAGGACAUGGAAUAUCUUCAGGAGGAGAUGAAGAAGACGCAGAAGCUCCGGGCCAAGGAGGAGCAGACCUUAGCCAAGUGGCAGGACAAGGUGAACAAGCGAAGAGAGUGCAUCACGGUGGAGUUUGAGAAGAUGGGCCUCUUCCUGGUGGAGGAAAAGCGGAGGCUCCUCCAAGCCCUGAGGAAAGAGGAGGAGGAGAUGGUGGCCAGGCUUCAGAAGAGCAAGGCCUUGCUGGAUCAGCAGAACCACUCCCUGGAGAUGCUGCUGCUGCAGCUGGAGGACAGCAGUGAGCAGGAGCCCCUCCAGAUGCUGCAGGAUAUGAAGGACCUCCUGGGCAGGAAGAAAAGCCUGACUGUGCUGUACCCAGAGGCCACGCCCCCCAUCGAGGUCAGGACUGUGUGCAGGGUCCCCGGGCAGAUAGAGGUGCUCAAAGCUUUCCAAGAGGAAGUGGUGCCCGACCCCACCUCUGCAUACCCGUACCUCCUCCUGUACGAGAGCCGCCAGAGGUGCUACCUCAGCACCCCACCCGAGGUUGGCAUGCUGCGCAGCAAGGACAGGUUUGUGGCCUACCCCUGUGCUGUGGGCCAGAAGACCUUCUCCUCAGGGAGACACUACUGGGAGGUGGGCAUGAACCUCAUCGGGGACACACUCUGGGCCCUGGGUGUGUGCAGAGACAAUGUGAGCAGGAAGGACAGGGUCCCCAAGUCCCCUGAAAACGGGUUCUGGGUGGUGCAGCUGUCCAAGGAUAAGAAAUGCUUGUCCACAAUGUCCGCCCCCAUCCCGGUCACGCUGACUGAGCCUCCCAGCCACAUGGGCAUCUUCCUGGACUUCGAGGCCGGAGAAGUCUCCUUCUACAGUGUGAACGACGGGUCCCACCUGCACACCUACUCUCAGACUGCCUUCCCGGGCCCAUUGCAGCCUUUCUUCUGCCUGGGGGCUCCAAAGUCGGGCCAGAUGGUCAUCUCCACAGUGACCGUGUGGGUGAAGGGAUAG
Molecule: messenger RNA, 1434 nt
Organism: Cynocephalus volans (Philippine flying lemur)
Lineage: Eukaryota; Metazoa; Chordata; Mammalia; Dermoptera; Cynocephalidae
Gene: TRIM17
Product: tripartite motif containing 17
Exons: 6
Coding region: 1-1434 (477 amino acids)
Biological process (GO): regulation of gene expression; protein ubiquitination
Cellular component (GO): cytoplasm
Molecular function (GO): ubiquitin protein ligase activity; zinc ion binding; protein binding
Source: RefSeq, a predicted model, not a curated record